Molecule: messenger RNA, 288 nt
Organism: Ostreococcus tauri
Lineage: Eukaryota; Viridiplantae; Chlorophyta; Mamiellophyceae; Mamiellales; Bathycoccaceae
Product: unnamed product
Exons: 2
Coding region: 1-288 (95 amino acids)
Source: RefSeq, a predicted model, not a curated record
AUGGUCAAGGUUCGCGUACAUCCUAGAAUUGAGGUGACGAAGUGGAGUUUAUAUCAUAACUCAAGCCUCUCCACGAAAACGUUGAUUCUAGAUGACGUAGAACUCAAUUUCCCAAAGCAAGCCACAGUGCACGAAAUUUCUCAGUCUAGUUGGCAAUAUAUUCAGAAAUGUGAGACCACAUGUUUACAUCUCAUGGCUGAUAAGAAUCUCGUAGAUUACGGCAUUCAGAAAGAUGUCAACUUGGUCACAAUACGACGACUCUUUGUCGUCGAAGGUGAGCUUCAUUAA